AUGCAGAAGGAACGGAGAGACAGUGGAGUGGAAGUAGAGCAAACAGAGCUGGACCAAGCCCUCGAGGAGAUCAACGAGAAGUGGGAAGCAGCGGAUGAACAAGAUAUAUUGUUGCUGAAUAACAGGAAAAAGACAGAGCAAGACAGAGCAAUGGGAGAGGAGGUCCGAAAGAAGGCGUGCGAAAAGCUGGGUGAAACGAUGAAACGGAAAGGAGAAGGUGAGGGUUCGUCAGAGCCGAAGAAGAAAAGGUCAAGAAAGGGUGGAAAUGACACAAUAGAAUUUCUGAGGGAAAAGGCAAACAUUGAUAUGGCAAUGAAACAAGAAGAACAGAAAGCGAGAAGGGAGGAGCACGAGCGGCAGACAAGGCUUUAUGAGCUAGCACUUGCUAAUCAACAACAGCAACAACAACAGAGCAAUCAACUCAUGAGUCUGAUGAUUGGCCUCAUGCAAAAAAUUGCAGAAAAAUAA
Messenger RNA from Porites lobata, 468 nucleotides. NCBI's taxonomy places the organism in Eukaryota, Metazoa, Cnidaria, Anthozoa, Scleractinia, Poritidae. The record is from the annotation of a GenBank genome assembly.